GAAACGCGCGUACAGUCAAAGGGUUUUACAAGUUGAGCAUGGUUCUUUUACGCCAUAGAUUUUCGCUCACAGUGGUGGUUCAAGUAGAGAAACUGCAAAGUUUAUAUCGGUUUUAUCUACCAAGAUAUCAGAGAAACGUGAUCUGUCAAUUUCACUGGUGACUAAUUGGAUUCGUACCAAGCUGUCAUUUGCACUACUUCGAAGUCCCAUACUGUGCAUACGUGGUUCCAGAAAUAGGCAAACAAAAGUUCAAGUGGACACAGCCAACAUAGAAAUUGUAGAAACAAUAUCCCGGAUUGAUUAGUUAAAAUUGUUGGGAAAAAAAAAUAAGAUUCAAGUUUUUCAAGUUUUGUUCUAAACAUGUGUGAGCCGGCGGCCUUUCGGUAUAUAAACAGCGCCAAAUGUUGAAUCAUUGAUGAGAAAAAAAAAGUUCAUCAGUUAACCACUUCGUCAAUCGCGUGUCCACCACCUGAACGAGGUUUCUUACAGAAGCUGAGAAAAGAAGGGAAAUAUGGCGGCUCUAUUUAUAACAUGCCUUACGAUUUCUUUUGAGCUCAUAGUUGCAUUCUCAGAUUCUAUAGCACGUCUUUUUGUCCCUGAUAAAGAUGGCAAGAAAUUGAGACUUGUGGAACUCAGAAAAGCAUCAAAGAAUCUACUUAAAGAAAUUCAAACUCUAAGUCCAAUGAAUGAAUUUGCCAAGUUUGCUAGAGUCCAAAGAAAAUUGAAAAAGUCAAAGACUGACAUUUUGAGUCUAGAGAAAGAUAUCUAUAUAGAGAAUGCUAAAUUCAUAUAUCCUCUGAAAAUUGUUGUUAACUUGGCUUAUGCACUGUGCAGCCUCAUUACACUCUGGCUAUACAGAAAAGUUCCAUGUAUUCAGAUACCAGAUCAAUGGGUCUUUCCAUUUGGUUCAUUGUUAUCUUUUCCAUUGAUGUUACCAGGUGUUAUAAGUGUCCCUAUUUGGUUGCUUAUUUGUAGAACUGUGUCGCGAACUGCGUUGGCACUUAUAGGCAGUUAAAUCACGAAUGCUAGUGAUGGAAAUGUUCUUUGCAAUUCUGCCAAGAGGGGCUUCCCGAGUAGAUGUUGUGAAUCUACAGCACUGUUCUUUGGGAGGACUUUCGUGGAUCCUGAUGACCGGUCUUCUGAGUUUCAUUGAGUGAAGUUCAUGCAGUACCUCGAUGUCACUAGUUAUCGUAAAUAAGCGGAACAAUGUCAACAUAAAUAGUCUGUAUUACAAAAUUAUUUUUUAAGACUUUGUAUUUGAAUAAAAAUAUGACGCAAUCAUCAUCAUUA
This is a messenger RNA of Rhopilema esculentum, 1290 nucleotides long. Its product is annotated as guided entry of tail-anchored proteins factor 1. Gene Ontology annotation, cellular component: GET complex. Lineage: Eukaryota; Metazoa; Cnidaria; Scyphozoa; Rhizostomeae; Rhizostomatidae. Gene Ontology annotation, molecular function: protein-membrane adaptor activity. The record is from RefSeq and is a predicted model, not a curated record. Gene Ontology annotation, biological process: tail-anchored membrane protein insertion into ER membrane.